AUGGGUUCUAUCGUGUUGAGAAGUCUAUCCAUCCUUUUAGGGGUGUUUUUUAUAUUCGUGGGAAUAACUAAGCUAACUCCAUUCAUUUCGAAGGAACUACAUAAAGAUUUGAGAAAAGAAUAUGUGAGAUACGCGAAAGUGUUUCCAUUGACGGAAACAUUAGACUUCAAGUUACCAUCGAAAUGGUAUCGAAGGGCGGUUGGUGGCCUCGAAAUAUUAUUUGGAUUAGCUCUAGCAGCUAUACCUAGUCAUAAAAUCAAGAACACGGCUAACAUUGGCCUUGUUCUGUUAAUGAUAUUAGCAGCAUAUUCACAUGUCAUGGUGGGUGAUCCCUUCGACCGCUGUGCUCCAGCGCUGGUUUUCUUCUUUAUGCUUAGUGGAAGACUUGUUGUUUGGUAUCAAAUUAGUCGCCGAGAAGAAAUGGAGAGAGCCACCGCUACACAGAAUGGGAAUGGGCUCAAGAGAGAAUAG
Messenger RNA from Spodoptera littoralis (African cotton leafworm), 471 nucleotides. Lineage: Eukaryota; Metazoa; Arthropoda; Insecta; Lepidoptera; Noctuidae. The record is from the annotation of a GenBank genome assembly.